AUGGGUUAAAUGUGCUCUACUGGUAAGAAAAUCAAAAUCAAAAUUUACAACUCUUAAGAAAUUAUGAUAAUCCUAGAUAAAGAACAAACCAGAAAAAACAUAGAAACUAUCUCUAUUUAAUUAAGAAACUCAAUCUUCAAUCUCUUUUAAUUGAUCGAUACUAAGAUGUCCCAGAACAAACAGAAAUUACUCUUCGAAACAGAUAGAAGUAAUGCACAUAAUUCCAUUCAUAAAUUCUUAAGAAUCUUAAUUAAUUAGUAUUAUAUAGCAUUUCAACAAAAAUUUAUGAAUGUUGCUUAUCCAAUUCUAGAAAUUUGUGUGGUUAAAAUCUUAAUUGAAUCAUAUUUAGCCAUGAAAACUUUAAAUUCUAAAGAAGAAAUUUGGUGGAACCCUUAAUAUUUUUAAAUUCGAAAAAGAGUGCUCGUUUAAGAAUUUAAAAUGGAUAUCAAACAGUAAAAACCAAGUAUUGAAGCUUCAUUCAUUGAAUAUCUACAGUUAUUAAUAGACAUUAUUGAAUCUCUGCUUCAUUAAGCUGGUCUAAUUAACUAAUAAGAAAAAAAAAAUGUCCAUUAAAUAACAGAAUCUCACACAGAUACGAAUCUAUUUUAUAGUGAAUUGAGAAGAAAUAUUGAUUUAUGA
This is a messenger RNA of Paramecium tetraurelia, 639 nucleotides long. RefSeq lists its product as uncharacterized. Lineage: Eukaryota; Ciliophora; Oligohymenophorea; Peniculida; Parameciidae. The record is from RefSeq and is a predicted model, not a curated record. The transcript has 2 exons.